Messenger RNA from Pyrus x bretschneideri (Chinese white pear), 1145 nucleotides. Its product is annotated as transcription factor bHLH120-like. Gene Ontology annotation, biological process: regulation of transcription by RNA polymerase II. NCBI's taxonomy places the organism in Eukaryota, Viridiplantae, Streptophyta, Magnoliopsida, Rosales, Rosaceae. The record is from RefSeq and is a predicted model, not a curated record. Gene Ontology annotation, molecular function: DNA-binding transcription factor activity, RNA polymerase II-specific; RNA polymerase II transcription regulatory region sequence-specific DNA binding; protein dimerization activity. Gene Ontology annotation, cellular component: RNA polymerase II transcription regulator complex. Bases 281 to 928 code for a protein of 215 amino acids. The transcript has 3 exons.
CGCAAUAUUUCAACAUAGGCACAGCGCCCAACAAGAGACUUUUUGGGGAAUCUUUUAUUUGGUCUAUCGAAGAUCUAAAACCCUAACUAACAGAUAAACUAUUUUGCCUUCUUUACCGCUCUGCGAAAAAACCUUGAAGAGCGGUUUGAGUAUUCUAUUAUCCAAUGUUUCCUUUACAGCAACGAAAUAUGAGAGUUGGUCUUCCGUAUUUCAUCUAUUUAUUCCUUCGACCAAAAUAGAAUCUCAGGAGAUCUGAUAUUGUCACAUAUAUGCUACUUCAAUGGAUGUCGGUAUGUUCAAUAACCUUAAUACAGGAGGCCAGCGGAGAAAAUCAUCAUUAGCCCUGACUUCGGAUGGUGCGAAAAAUCAAGAUAAGUCAAAUGACGAUGAUGAGAAAAAGAAGGUGAUGCAUAGAGAAAUCGAAAAGAAGAGAAGGCAAGAAAUGGCCAACCUUUAUGGAUCACUUCGAUCUGUACUUCCUCUUGAAUUUGUCAAGGGAAAACGUUCGUUGGCGGAUCAUAUGAACGAGGCAGUGAAUUAUAUCAAACAGCUGCAAACGAGAAUCAAAAUAUUUGGUGCCAAGAGAGGUGAGCUAAAGAUGGGGUCAGGCUUGUCCAAUUUGAGUGCUAGUACUGUUGGCCAUGGGAGCAGUGGUAGCUCAUCAACUGCAGCAAGUACCCUAGUUGCAGUCCACCCUUGCUUAGCCGGCGUUGAGAUUGUAGUCAGUACCGGCCGAUCUCCAGAGCAAGGUUUUCUCCUAUCAAGAAUGCUUAAAAUACUGCUUGGACAAGGACUUAAUGUAAUCAGCUGUUCUACUACCCAGGUUAACAGAAGACUUGUCUACACCAUCCAAUCUGAGGUUAGCGAUCCAACAUGCAUAGACUUUUCUGUGUUGCAGCAGAUUCUGACUGAAGCCUGUCAUCAUUGACAAAGUUUCAAGUAACAACUUAAUUAGCUGCGUUUUCAACCUGGAUGUGUCCAUAUGGUUCGCAGAGGGUCUAUUAGUUUGUAGGUUUUCUUUAUAAGUGACUGUACGAGAAUCCAAACUGAUUAACUGAAUUUUGCUUUGUUUAAUUUAUGUAUCAUACUUCAGCUUACAAGGACCAUAUGUGUUAUAUUGAAAGCCAUACCUACAGUUGAGCUCA